Messenger RNA from Aspergillus nidulans FGSC A4, 1325 nucleotides. RefSeq names its product thermophilic desulfurizing enzyme family protein. Gene Ontology annotation, molecular function: oxidoreductase activity, acting on the CH-CH group of donors. The transcript is spliced from 3 exons. NCBI's taxonomy places the organism in Eukaryota, Fungi, Ascomycota, Eurotiomycetes, Eurotiales, Aspergillaceae. The coding region runs from base 231 to 1325 and encodes 364 amino acids. The record is from RefSeq and is a predicted model, not a curated record.
CACGAUGGCAUCUAACGUCCCCGCAACUGACCCCUCCGUCUACGACACCUACAAGUCCAAGUGGUCCACGCUCCCCGACACCGCGGAGUCGUGGCUCGCCCGUGCCAGAGAGGUCUCUGAAGUUCUAGCGCAGGAUGCAGCGCAACGAGACCAGGAGAACAAGUCGCCGCGCGCUGAGAUUGCGCUCCUAAAACACUCUGGCUUGCUGAAGCUCCUGGGCCCGAAGAAGUAUGGCGGCGGCGAGCAGCCGUGGAGUGUCGGGUAUCAGGCCAUUCGCGAGGUGGCGAAGGGGGACGGGUAUGCCCAUUCCGAUACGCUUUAUAGUCAACGACACAGUUAACCAACCAGGUUCCAGGUCUAUUGGAAUGCUCUUGGGCUACCAUCUCCUCUGGUCAACGACCGCCAACGUCGUGGGAACACCUAAGCAAAUUGAGCAGACGCACGAGCUCAUCAUCACCAACAACUACUUUGUCGGCGGAGCCGUGAACCCGCGUGACAGCGAUCUGAAGAUCACCUCUGACGGAGACAGCAUUAUCUUCAACGGCGCAAAGUUCUUCAACACGGGCGGUGUCGUGUCUGACCUCACCGUGCUCGAAGGCGUCCUCGAGGGGACAGACAGCCACAUCUUCGCGCUCGUCGAGACCCGGCAACCGGGUAUUCAGUUCGCGCAUAACUGGCAUAACAUUGGACUCCGUCUUACUGAAUCCGGCGGUGUCAAGAUCGAGAACGUCCGCGUUCCGUGGACAGAUGCGCUGGGCUGGGACGCCGCACAGAAGAAGCCGCGCGAGGAUAUCCUGGCCACGUCGUUUGCAGCCCUGCUUCUCCCCACUAUUCAACUUGUCUUCAGCAACUUCUACCUUGGCAUCGCGCUGGGGUCGCUGCAGUUCGCCUCAAAGUACACCACCACGACCACCAGGGCGUGGCCUUACGGCGGCGACAAUAAACCCGCCGCCACGGAUGAAUUCUAUAUCCUCGAGCGGUACGGCGAGUUCUUCGCGCACCUCCGAGCCGCAGAAGCACUCGCCGAUCGAGCGGGAGACCAGUUGACCAGUCUCUACACUAAAUACAGCUCCAACCGCACUGCCCUGACGCCUCAGGAGCGCGGAGAGGUAGCAGAGUGGGUGGCAAGCGUCAAGAUCGUGACAACAGAUGUCGGGCUCAAGGUAACUAGUGGGGUGUUUGAGGUCACUGGGGCCAGAGCGACCAGUCUUAGAGUCGGGCUUGAUCGGUUUUGGAGGGAUGUCAGGACGCACACGCUGCAUGAUCCAGUGGCAUAUAAGCGGAGAGAGGUGGGUAGAAUUAUUGUAUAUGGAAUGAUAAUAUGA